This is a messenger RNA of Suillus subaureus, 1470 nucleotides long. RefSeq lists its product as uncharacterized. NCBI's taxonomy places the organism in Eukaryota, Fungi, Basidiomycota, Agaricomycetes, Boletales, Suillaceae. The transcript has 5 exons. The record is from RefSeq and is a predicted model, not a curated record. The coding region runs from base 1 to 1470 and encodes 489 amino acids.
AUGGCUCGGCCUUACUCUCUCAGUCGGCGAGAGAUUACACUUAUUUUGUUCUCGGUCAUAAUUUUUUUGGUCUUCUACAACUUCGAUGCGACUUCUGACUUCUUUGCCAAUCCUAACCUGCCUGGCAUAUCCUCAAAUCCCACUGCUGAUGGUGGUCUCGACAUGGACAUAUUUGGGGACUGGGAGUCUGACGAAAGACGCAUAUCCAGCAUUCAUAAGCAGCAAGAGGAAGCAGAUGCCUCGGAAGGAGAUAUAUGGCUAAAGACCGAUCGUAUACCUGAGGCGCAGAAACAACUCAUCUUCGGAAACAUCGGCGCUAACGAUGGUUUCAUGCACUGGGGAAAUGAUAUGCCUGAAACUCGAAUAGUGAAACACGUCGCUGGAUUCUCGAUCAUGGACAAUGUAAUAAUGUGCAAUGGCACAAUUUUCAUUGUGACGGAUUCUCCUUCAAGCUUCCCUUCGUUGGGUUCCAUUGCAUCGUCUGCUGACAACUCGCACGAAGCUCCGCUUCCAAGAGAAUGGGCCAUGCUGUCGAUCGAGCAAGCUAGAGACAUACUUGGUUCAUAUGGUGGAUUGAUUCAAGGCACGAGUUGGCUAUCGUAUGAUGCAAUUCCGAGCAACUACACGCUUUUCUCGCUCUGGAGGACCCAGAGCUCCCUGAACACGUCGACGUCUCCAGACCCUUUCCGUCCGCCACGACGACUUUUCUUCCCGAACAUUCCUCGUUACAAAGGAAUACGACCCGACCUCAGUGGACCCAUCAUUAGACGUCAACGUUCGGACAGUGGGUUUCAUUCGUAUCUUCCCAAGGCCGCUUUUCCAUUGCUCGGGUUGAUGUAUAAAGAAGAUUGGGAAGAUUAUGCGCUCAUGGAAGUCCCUUUCGUUUUCGAGAGGCUGGUCGUCGCCGAUUUUGGUGCAGCUGCACGUUCUGCAAACGAUGUGCCUCCAUUCGCUCUCCCGCUUGUUGGCCUGAAUGCGUCAAAGGAAUGGUGGGAGCCAAUUAGGCAGAAUCUUGCCAAGUUCUUGCAUGUAAACCACCGCGCACAAAACCUCAACAGCGGACAAGAAAAAACGGUAGUCACUUACAUAUCCCAACAAGAUGCCACAAGCGGUUCAAGGCUGAGGAGAGCCGACCACAAUGCGUUGGUCAACGCUCUUGAGACAUUGCAUGAGAGCAACGACUUCGAAGUCAACAUAGUCUCUUCAGAGGGACCCUGGGUGGACAGGUUGUCAGCCGUCGCCCAGUCUAAUGUCGUUCUGGGUGUUUACGGAGAUAGCCUCGCUGACAGCGUAUUUAUGAGGCCAUCAGGACACUCAACUCUGAUGGAAUUUUUUCCCUCUGACGUCUUUACUCGCGACGCAGAAAUGGCGGUUCGUUCCUUAGGCAUUCGCUACAUCGCCUGGUGGAAUGACCGGUACACUCUGUCUUUGUAUUUUUCUUCUCCGAUGUCUCAUUUUAUCUAUUUAUAG